Molecule: messenger RNA, 2846 nt
Organism: Coregonus clupeaformis (lake whitefish)
Lineage: Eukaryota; Metazoa; Chordata; Actinopteri; Salmoniformes; Salmonidae
Product: lysyl oxidase homolog 2A
Exons: 14
Coding region: 213-2459 (748 amino acids)
Biological process (GO): sprouting angiogenesis; peptidyl-lysine oxidation
Cellular component (GO): membrane
Molecular function (GO): copper ion binding; protein-lysine 6-oxidase activity
Source: RefSeq, a predicted model, not a curated record
UUGACCGGAGUGAGAGCGGUUAUAGGACUGAAGCAGAGGUUGGAGGGAGGCUUGACAGCAUCUUCAAUAAAGGGACCAAGUCACUGCUGCAGCCUAGACACCGAGAAGCCCAAUUCAAUUGAAACGCUGCUCUUUUUGGCGCGAGGUUAUCUUCUGCAUUUCUUAAAGUGGUCUACAGUACAGUGUGGUGAGUUCCCUGCUCAUUCCUAGCAAUGCCGUCUCCUUGCUCUCUCCUGUGCCGACUGGCCACGCUUCUCUGUGUGUGGACACUAUGCCAGGCCCAGUUGGACACCAAACCACCCCCUGGCACCCCCAUCAUCCAGCUGCGUCUGGCAGGGGACAAACACAAGCACUACGAGGGCCGGGUUGAAGUCUACUAUAAUGGAGAGUGGGGCACGGUGUGCGACGAUGACUUCUCCAUCCAUGCGGCCAAUGUCGUGUGCAGGGAGCUGGGCUACGUUGAGGCUGUGUCUUGGUCUCCUUCCUCCAAGUACGGCAAGGGAGAAGGUCGGAUCUGGUUGGACAACGUCCACUGUUCGGGACAAGAGAGAACCCUGGCCCAGUGUGAGUCCAAUGGCUUCGGAGUGUCUGACUGCAAACACUCUGAGGACGUGGGAGUGGUGUGUAGCCAGAGACGAAUCCCCGGCUUCAAAUUCAUCAGCACCCUCACCAACAAUGUGGAAAGUCUGAAUGUCCAGGUGGAAGAGGUGCGUAUCCGGGCCAUCUCGUCCCAGCGUAAAAGGGUCCCUCUGACGGAGGGCUACCUGGAGGUGAAGGACGGGGGGAAGUGGAGACAGAUCUGUGACUUGGAGUGGACUGAGAUGAACAGCCGGGUCAUCUGUGGGAUGUACGGUUUCCCUGGAGAGAAAGGAUACAACACUAAAGUCUACAAGCUGCUGGCUAAGCGCAGGAAGAAGAACUACUGGGGCUUCGGGGUGAACUGCACGGGGAACGAGGCUAGCCUGCACGGCUGUAAGCUGGGCCACAAGGUGGAGCUGAGGAAUAAUGCCACCUGUGAGAAGGGCUUGCCCGUGGUGGUCAGCUGUGUCCCAGGACGGGCCUUUGCGCCCAGCCACGCCCAGGGCUUCAGCGAGGCCUACAGGGUGGAGCAACCCCUGGUGCGUUUGAGAGGCGGGGCCAACAUAGGGGAGGGGCGAGUGGAAGUGCUGAAAAAUGGUGAAUGGGGCACCGUCUGCGAUGACAGCUGGAACCUGAAGGCAGCCACCGUGGUGUGUCGAGAACUGGGCUUCGGUAGUGCCAAGGAGGCCCUCGCUGGAGGCAAGCUGGGACAAGGAAUGGGCCUGGUCCAUAUGAACGAGGUGAAGUGCUCUGGCUUUGAGAAAUCCCUGACAGAGUGCUACUUCAACAGAGAUGCCCUGGGCUGCAGUCACGAGGAGGAUGCUGCAGUUAGAUGUAAUGUUCCUGCCAUGGGCUUCCAGAACAGACUGCGUCUGAGCGGUGGGCGGAACCCAUUUGAGGGGCGCGUGGAGGUGCUGGCGGAGAAGAACGGCUCGUUGGUGUGGGGCACGGUGUGCAGUGACAGCUGGGGCACCAUAGAGGCUACAGUCGUGUGCAGACAGCUGGGUCUCGGUUUUGCCAACAAUGCCUUCCAGGAGACGUGGUACUGGUCAGGAGAUGUGAGUGCUGAUGACGUGGUGAUGAGCGGGGUCAGGUGCUCGGGGACGGAGAUGACUCUGGCCCAGUGCCUCCAUCAUGGAAAACACCUCAACUGCCCCCGAGGGGGAGGACGCUUCGCUGCUGGAGUCUCCUGCUCUGAGACGGCCCCAGACUUGGUUCUAAACGCUCAAGUGGUGGAACACACCACAUACCUGGAGGACCGGCCAAUGUACAUACUGCAGUGUGCCAACGAGGAGCACUGUCUGUCCAGCAGCGCCGCCACCGCCACAACCUCCUCCUACCGCCGCCUGCUGCGCUUCUCUUCCCAGAUACACAACAAUGGACUGACAGACUUCCGCCCAAGGGCCGCACACCACUCCUGGGUCUGGCACGAGUGCCACAGGCACUACCACAGCAUGGAGGUGUUCACCCACUAUGACCUACUGAGCCUCAACGGCACCAAGGUGGCAGAGGGACACAAGGCCAGCUUCUGUUUGGAGGACACCCAAUGUGAAGAGGGUAUUGAGAAGAGGUACGAGUGUGCUAACUUCGGGCAGCAGGGCAUCACUGUUGGCUGCUGGGAUACGUACAGACACGACAUCGACUGUCAGUGGAUAGACGUGACAGACGUUGUGCCAGGAGACUACAUCUUCCAGGUUGUGAUCAACCCAAACUAUGAGGUAGCAGAGUCCGACUACACCAACAACAUUAUGAAGUGCAGGUGUCGAUAUGACGGCCACAGGAUAUGGAUGUACAACUGUCAUAUAGGUGGCUCAAUGAGUUCUGAGUCAGAGGAUUCCUCUUUCCCUGGCCUCAUGAAUAACCAGCUGGGACACAGGUAGUGUGGACGGACUCAAUGGAAAGACCGGGAGGAACAUUUUAUUUUGCGAAACUGAUGAGAAUGUCCAGCAAGACUGUUGUGAAAUUACCAACCACUAGAGAGAGAGCUGUACCGGCUUUUCCCUCCCUAUUGGUGAUGGAUGAAAAUUGAAAAGCAUAGCUUACCUCAGUGUCAACGUUUUAUAUAAGGAAGUUGCAGACGAAAAAACCCUGUUUUAAAGAUCCAGCUUGAAGAAGCAACUCUGUCUUUACUGAUCUCACACAUUUCUGUCACAUGUACAGUGGAGUGAUGGUGCUAUCAAAUCAGAGCUAUAUAUUUACAUGUAUCCAACCUUUCUGGUCCAUCGUAAGGAAGAAAUAAAUAUUUUUCAACACCUGCUGCACUUUGA